UAUCCAUUAAACCAAAGAACAUAAAAAUUCAACAAGAAAAAUACUUUUCAAGGGAAAAAAAGGUUAAAGAUUAUGGGAAUGGAGUAUUCCAUUCGAUAUCUAGAGCCUUCUUCUUUUGUAUCGAAUGGAAUAUUCUUUUGUGCUGCUAUGGAGAUCCCCUCUGCUUCUUGGAUUCACCAUCAUUGCUCAAAAGAUCUUUAAUAUAAAUCUUUGUUCCGCAAGAAACUAAAACCAUGGCUCUUGAGACUAUGGCAUUGUCUAUAUCUUCUUCUUCUUCUUCUUCUUCUUCUUCUUCUUCAGCCAUACUUUCAUUAGGUAUUGUUGAUGAUGAUGGUAAGAAACAAGAGGCAUUUGUUUUCCCUAAAUUUGUUUUGAUGGGUCACAGAGGAUUUGGGAUGAACAUGCUUCAAUCUCCUGACGAGAAGAUGAAAUUUAUCAAAGAGAAUUCUCUUCUUUCUUUUAACGUUGCUGCAGAUUUCCCUAUUGACUUCAUUGAGUUUGAUGUCCAGGUAACAAGAGAUGGAUGUCCUGUAAUUUUCCAUGAUAUCUUCAUGUUCACGCAAGAACAGGGAGUGAUUACUGGGAAUAGAGUAACGGAAAUGGCUUUAGAUGAAUUUCUCUCAUAUGGACCACAAAAAGAUGGUACAAAUGUGAAGCCUAUGUUCAGGCAGACAAAAAAUGGUAGAAUUUUCGAAUGGAGAGUUGAAAAGGAUGAUACUUUGUGUACCCUUGAAGACGCAUUUUUAAAAGUUAAUCAGUCAGUAGGAUUCAAUAUUGAGCUCAAAUUCGAUGAUAAUACAGUGUAUGGACUAGAAGAGUUACGUCUAACUCUUGACAACAUCUUGAAGGUUCUAAAUGACCAUGCGAAGAACCGACCCAUUAUCUUCUCGAGCUUUCAUCCUGAUGCGGCUCGACUCAUUAGGAAUUUGCAGAGGAGUUAUCCAGUAUUCUUCUUAACAAAUGGAGGAUGUGAAAUCUAUAAGGACAUGAGAAGAAACUCAUUAGACGAGGCCAUCAAGCUUUGCAAAGACAGCGGUUUGCAAGGGAUUGUGUCUGAGGUUAAGGCCAUAUUAAGAACUCCAAACGCAAUCACACGAGUCAGAGAUUCAAGACUUUCUCUUCUAUCUUAUGGCCAGCUCAACAAUGUUGUUGAGGUGAUUUACUUGCAAUAUCUUAUGGGCGUGGAGGGUGUCAUUGUUGAUAUGGUUAAGGACAUCUCUGAAGCCAUCGCCAAUAUUAAAGUUAGGAAUGAGGAAGAUUGUGAAGACGACGAUAGACAAAAGAUGUUUGGAGAGACGAAGAAAAAGGUGAAAAAUUCUAAGGAUGAAAUCAAUUUCUUAGCUAAGGUUGUUCCAAAACUGCUUCAACAAUAAAAAUUUCACUUCAUUACUUCUGCGUACUUGUAAAAAAUUGAUUACUUACUUAGGCCGUUACGGUAUGGUGCAUAAUUAUUUGUAUUUAUUACUAAUCGACUGCACAUGAUAAUCUAGUCUCCCGAAUUUGUGAGAAAGGAAUUGAUAUGU
This is a messenger RNA of Camelina sativa (false flax), 1523 nucleotides long. Its product is annotated as glycerophosphodiester phosphodiesterase GDPD3-like. Gene Ontology annotation, molecular function: phosphoric diester hydrolase activity. Gene Ontology annotation, biological process: glycerophospholipid catabolic process. The record is from RefSeq and is a predicted model, not a curated record. NCBI's taxonomy places the organism in Eukaryota, Viridiplantae, Streptophyta, Magnoliopsida, Brassicales, Brassicaceae.